GUGAAGUAAUCCUCGAAGGAACUAGACUGUUAUUUGCGCUGGUUCAUGGCUUUCCUUUUAAUUUCGCAUAAGUAGGCACUAAUUACGUCGCUUGAUAGGUCGCAACAAUUAUCUUGUGUGAAUUUUGCUUCUUUAUGAAGAUUAGCUUUACAUAUGAUGAAUAAUUCGCACGUUAUACGUUCUAAACAUGGUACUUUUUACCAGUAUGAUCCAGCUUGGCUUGAGACACAUGUUAAUGAGCCAGCGAUAAGUAAUGAGGUACGAGAAAUACAGCACUUGGCGAGCGCAAUAACAGGAAACAGCAGAAUAGUUUGGCUACUGAAGGCGAUAAGUUUCAUCGACUUGACUAGUUUGAAUGGCAAUGAUACUAGCACUGUCAUAGAACGCUUAUGUAAGAAGGCUGCACAACCUGUGCCAAAAGUUCCAUUCAAAUGGGAAAAACCUAUUUACACGGCAGCUGUUUGUGUUUAUCCAUCCAGAGUGAUGGAUGCAGUAAACACUUUAAAAAGCAUAAAUAAAACUGAUAUUAUUAAGGUGGCUAGUGUGGCUGCUGGGUUUCCUUCUGGACAAUAUCCCUUGCAGUCUCGGCUGGAAGAAGUACGCUGUGCCAUUGAUUAUGGAGCAAAGGAGAUAGAUAUUGUGAUUGAUCGAUCAUUGGUCUUGGAUGGCAAAUGGGAACAGCUGUACGAUGAACUGGUAGCCAUUCGCCAAGUGUGCGAUGAGAAAAAGAAAAUAUGCCUGAAAACUAUACUUUCAACAGGCGAGUUGGGUAACUUGACGAAUGUAUACAAAGCAGCUAUGAUAGCUAUGAUGGCUGGUGCUGAUUUCAUCAAAACAUCGACGGGGAAAGAGGCUGUUAAUGCAACCUUGCCCGUGGGUAUUGUCAUGUGUCAAGCGAUAAAAGAAUUUGCAAGACUGACUAAGAAAGAGAUUGGCUUUAAACCUGCUGGAGGCAUCAAGACCGCGCAAGAUGCUCUAGAAUGGAUGACUUUGAUGAAGAAAAAAUUAGGGAUUGAUUGGUUGAUAAAUACUCGUUUCAGAAUUGGCGCAUCUAGUUUGCUUGACGAUGUUGCCAGAGAGAUUGAGGCACACAAGUGUGAAGAGUUGGACAGUAAAGAAUUAUCUUGAAGAACGAAAAGUCUAUAAGCUGCGGAGGACGCAUCAUCAGUGGUUGUCGCGGCGCCCAUGUUUCUAAAUAUAUCGGUCAACUAAAUGCCACAUAAUCGAUAUAUUAAAUACAUAUUGUUAAACACAAAAAAUACGAGAAGUUUUUGUAAUUGUUUUCUCUUUAAAAUUUGAUGUUAUUUUACGAUGUUUUUACAUUUCUGUAAUGAUAUAACAAAUAUAUCUAUUUUAUUU
Messenger RNA from Ooceraea biroi (clonal raider ant), 1359 nucleotides. RefSeq names its product deoxyribose-phosphate aldolase (gene Dera). The record is from RefSeq and is a predicted model, not a curated record. Gene Ontology annotation, molecular function: deoxyribose-phosphate aldolase activity. NCBI's taxonomy places the organism in Eukaryota, Metazoa, Arthropoda, Insecta, Hymenoptera, Formicidae. Gene Ontology annotation, biological process: deoxyribonucleotide catabolic process; carbohydrate catabolic process. Gene Ontology annotation, cellular component: cytoplasm.